Nematocida minor is the source of this 1149-nucleotide messenger RNA. RefSeq names its product lysophosphatidic acid phosphatase type 6. Bases 1 to 1149 code for a protein of 382 amino acids. The record is from RefSeq and is a predicted model, not a curated record. Gene Ontology annotation, biological process: dephosphorylation. Gene Ontology annotation, molecular function: phosphatase activity. NCBI's taxonomy places the organism in Eukaryota, Fungi, Microsporidia. The transcript has a single exon.
AUGAGACUACAAUUGGAGUAUGUGCAUCUUGUGCACAGACACGGGGAAAGAACGCCCUUGAUGUUUGGGCCGCAUGAUAAAACAAAAUGGAAUUUGUGCCACCGCGUGUCCAAGAUAGACUACACAAUUCCUAAAAGGAAUGUAACUGCCAUGGACAAAAUCAAGGGCCUGCUGAGCUACAUGCACAUUGGGCCUGCUAAGCCUUUGCAGUUCAAGAUUUCGCAGAACUCUGGAAGAGACUUCAACUGUGCGCCUGGGCAGCUGACAGAUACCGGGCGCGCAAAUCUCUUUAGUUUAGGGACAUGGUUCAGACAGAAGUACGUUGACACACACGGGCUUAUAAAGCCCAAUUUUGAUAAGAACGAAUUCCACCUCAGAUCGACAAACUUCCAAAGAACCCUGGAGAGUCUGCAGUCUCUGAUGCAGGGAAUGUACAGGAACUACUCCAGCAGCAUGGACGUAAAAGUGGUAGACAUGACACAGGAUACGCUCACGUGCAAUCGCUACUGCCCCAGGCUCAAGUCGCUUAAGGAGGUAUCGCACGAGAAAAUCAAGAAGAUGUUCGAGCCCCAGGCAAAAGAAAUACGAAAAUACUUCUCAGACAAUCACUCAUCAUUUUUCUCAUCACUCAGCCCGUAUGCAAUAUACGAUCUUGUGGUGAGCAGCAGAGCGCACGGGUUUGUGCACUUCAAAAGAGUGCCACAGCAUAUAAUGGACACCCUGGAGAAGUAUUCGAUUGAGCUGUGGUUCAAGCACUUGAACAGCAAAGAAGCGCUGAGUCUGAACACGGGGGGAGUCAUGAAAGAAAUAGCAGAGCACAUGAUUGUAAAAGCAACUGAUGAAAGAUCGCCUCUCAAAGCCUCCAUUUUCUCAGCACACGAUGUGACAGUCUAUCCCAUCCUCAUGGCAGUUGGAUUAGACACAAAGAAAUGGCCAAAGUUCGGUGCGAAUGUCAUCUUUGAGCUUUUCAAAAACAAAGAUACGCAGGAGAGAUACGUGCAGAUGCGAUACAACGGGAAGAAAACAGAAAUGCCAAGAUGCAACCCUGUUAGAAUCAAAGACGGGCUCUACUGUCCGCUUGAAAGCUUUGUCCAGAUGUGCAACGAGACGUACAUACAGAACUUUUCAGAGGCUUGCAUAAAGGAAUAA